This is a messenger RNA of Striga hermonthica, 795 nucleotides long. The record is from the annotation of a GenBank genome assembly. Lineage: Eukaryota; Viridiplantae; Streptophyta; Magnoliopsida; Lamiales; Orobanchaceae.
AUGGCCAACGACAUUGCUCCCGGCGGGCAGCUCACCACCACCUCGGAAGUCGAGAAUUUUCCCGGUUUCCCCGACGGGAUUGGGGGAAUCGAGUUGAUGGAUAAGUGCCGCGCUCAGUCUGUCCGCUUUGGCACCCAAAUAUUCACGGAAACUGUUUCUACAGUCGAUUUCUCAGGGUUUCCUUUCAAAAUCAUUAGUGACUCGAAAACCGUUCUGGCAGAUUCUGUAAUCAUAGCAACUGGAGCGGUAGCUAAGCGCCUCAGCUUCCCUGGUUCGGAUACCUAUUGGAACCGUGGCAUAUCAGCCUGUGCUGUGUGUGAUGGAGCAGCCCCUAUCUUUCGGAACAAACCACUUGCCGUCAUAGGGGGUGGUGAUUCCGCUAUGGAAGAAGCUAAUUUUUUGACCAAGUAUGGUUCCAAAGUCUACAUUAUUCACAGGAGGAAUGAAUUUCGUGCCUCCAAGAUAAUGCAGAGCAGAGCACUGUCGAACCCGAAGAUUGAGGUCUUAUGGAAUUCGGUGGUGGCUGAAGCAUAUGGAGAGAGGACCUUGGGGGGAUUGAAGGUGGAGAAUGUGUCUUCUGGGGAGACUUAUGAUUUGGAUGUUUCUGGUUUGUUUUUCGCUAUUGGGCAUGAGCCUGCUACCAAGUUUCUUGAUGGGCAGCUGGAAUUGGAUUCCGAUGGUUAUGUGGUCACUAAGCCGGGAACCACAUUGACCAGCGUCAAGGGUGUUUUCGCAGCUGGUGACGUGCAGGAUAAGAAGUACAGGCAGGCUGUCACUGCUGCAGGCUCUGGUUAG